This is a messenger RNA of Helianthus annuus (common sunflower), 2563 nucleotides long. RefSeq names its product probable inactive receptor kinase At4g23740. Bases 486 to 2363 code for a protein of 625 amino acids. NCBI's taxonomy places the organism in Eukaryota, Viridiplantae, Streptophyta, Magnoliopsida, Asterales, Asteraceae. The record is from RefSeq and is a predicted model, not a curated record. Gene Ontology annotation, molecular function: ATP binding; protein kinase activity; protein binding. The transcript has 2 exons. Gene Ontology annotation, biological process: protein phosphorylation.
CAGACAAACAAAUAACAAAUAACAAAAAGUAAAAGCUUUGUUUUCUUGUGCUGUGCUACUGCUGCUUCAACCCAUUUACUUUAAAUUAAAAAUCACUGCAUCCCUUUUGACUAAUCUCACCACUCCCAAUUCAAACCCUCAUUUUAAACCCCAUUUUCUCACACAACACCCUCCUCACUUUCUCUUCACCUUUCCUCACCUUUUUACAUGCCUUCUUCACCCAAUUUGAAUAAAAGUUGGAAUCUUUAGCAUUUUCUCUUUAUGGGUUUGAUUUCAUUCACAAUUUUAUAAGUUUUCUCACAUGGGUUUUUCAUUUGCAGCUGUAUUUAUCAAUCUUUAGUUGUAAUCUUCACCUUUUGUUUGAAAAAAAGUUGGGAUUUUUAGCCUUUUUCUUAUAUGGGUUUUUCAUUUUCAGCUGUAUUUAUCAAUCUUUAGUUGUAAACUUGAACUUCUGUGGAAAAAAAAUUGAAUCUUUAUUAAAAAAAAUGGAGAUUUUCAAGAUUUUCUUGAUUGGUUUACUCUGUGUUGGAACCAAUGCUGCUGUUCUUGAAGAUGAUAAAAGAGCAUUGUUGGAUUUAAUGCACAAUCUUGCACACUCUCGCUCACUAAAUUGGGAUUCCAACUCAACUACAGUGUGUAACAACUGGACUGGAGUCACGUGCAGUGAAGAUAGGUCACGUGUCAUCGGUCUCCGGCUUCCCGGAGUUGGUUUUCACGGCCAUAUUCCGGCAAACACCAUUAGCAGACUCUCAGCUUUGCAGAUCUUAAGCCUCAGAUCCAAUGGUAUUUCCGGUCCUUUUCCUGUUGAUUUUGUUAACCUCAAGAAUUUGUCUUUAUUGUACCUUCAGUUUAACCAGUUUUCUGGCCCAUUGCCUCUUGAUUUCUCUGUUUGGAAGAGUUUAACAAUUGUUAAUCUUUCUAACAAUAAGUUUAAUGGGUCAAUUCCAAGCUCCAUUUCAAGUUUGACCCAUCUUUCUGCUUUGAAUCUUGCUAAUAACUCAUUUAGUGGUCCGAUUCCUGAUUUGGGUAUGCAUGAUCUUCAAGUUCUUGAUCUUUCCAACAAUCAUCUCACUGGGGUUGUCCCAAAAUCACUUCAAAAGUUUCCAAAAUCAGUGUUUGUUGGUAACAAUGUGUCUGUUAUGUAUUCAUCUGAUGAGGUACCAAUUGUUAUGCCCCCUCAAAAGCCAAAUCAAAGCACGAAAAGCGGUAAAAAGUUAAGCGAGAAAGCGCUUUUGGGUAUAAUUGUAGCUGUUUGUGUCAUUGGGUUGAUUGGUUUUGCAAUCUUUUGGGUACUUUGUUGUUUGAAAAGGAAUAAGGGAGAUGGGAUUUCGUCGAAGCUCGAAAAAGGCGGAAUGUCGCCCGAAAAAGCGAUUUCGAGAACGCAAGAUGCGAAUAACCGGUUGGUUUUCUUUGAGGGGUGUAAUUACGCGUUUGAUUUGGAAGAUUUGUUGAGGGCUUCGGCUGAGGUUUUGGGUAAGGGUACUUUUGGGAUGUCGUAUAAGGCGAUUCUUGAAGACGGGACGUCUGUCGUGGUGAAGAGGUUGAAAGAUUUGAGUGUCGGGAAACGUGAGUUUGAGCAGCAGAUGGGGAUCGUUGGGAGUAUUAAGCACGAGAAUGUGAUCGAGUUGAGGGCGUAUUACUACUCGAAAGAUGAGAAGUUAACGGUUUGUGAGUAUUACAGUCAAGGGAGCGUUGCCGCUAUGUUACAUGGUAAUAGAGGGGAAGACCGGGUCACAUUGACUUGGGAAACCCGUCUUCAAAUAGCGGUCGGUGCGGCCCGCGGCAUCGCUCGGGUCCACACCGAAGCAGGCGUGAAGCUCGUUCACGGCAACAUUAAAUCGUCAAACGUUUUCCUAAACUCCCAAAACUAUGGGUGCAUCUCUGACAUCGGUUUGUCAACAGUCAUGUCACAAAUUGCCACCCCGAUUGCCCGGGCCGCGGGUUACCGGGCCCCGGAAGUCACCGACACCCGAAAAGCUACCCAGCCUUCGGAUGUCUAUAGCUUCGGUGUGCUCUUACUCGAGCUGUUGACUGGUAAGUCACCGGUCCACACCACGAGUGGCGAUGAGGUCGUUCAUUUGGUUCGGUGGGUCCACUCAGUGGUGCGGGAAGAGUGGACCGGAGAGGUGUUUGAUGUGGAAUUACUAAAAUACCCCAACAUUGAGGAGGAGAUGGUGGAGAUGUUGCAGAUUGCAAUGUCGUGUGUCGCAAGGGUACCUGAUCAGAGACCGAAAAUGACCGAGGUUGUUAGAAUGUUGGAAGAUGUUAGACGGAGUAAGGUACCGGAGAACCGGCCUCGCUUGCCGGAAAGUUCGACGCCGCCAAGGCCGGAGAUUUUUGAGACGGAGUCGUCGGGUGUUUAACGAGUGUUCAGUUCUUGCUUCAUUAACUCGAUGAAUUAAUUUAUGAUGGCAUUAUUUUGUGUUGUAUCCUUGCAAAGUUUUCAUAGUAUUUAUUCUGUAUGCAAGAUUUAAUUUUAAUCUGAGUUAAAUUUCUACUUGUUUUAUUUGUGAUUGUGGUCUGUUAUUUAGUUAGUUAAGUUGUAAUGAGCUUUUCAAUUUUA